Bolinopsis microptera is the source of this 417-nucleotide messenger RNA. Its product is annotated as large ribosomal subunit protein eL30-like. The record is from RefSeq and is a predicted model, not a curated record. The transcript is spliced from 2 exons. The coding region runs from base 48 to 383 and encodes 111 amino acids. Gene Ontology annotation, cellular component: cytosolic large ribosomal subunit. NCBI's taxonomy places the organism in Eukaryota, Metazoa, Ctenophora, Tentaculata, Lobata, Bolinopsidae. Gene Ontology annotation, molecular function: RNA binding; structural constituent of ribosome.
CUAAUUUGCAUCAUCAUUAGCGAAGGUCCACCACCAAAACCCUCAAGAUGGUAGCCAGUAAGAAGACCAAGAAGGCCAUGGAGUCCAUUAACUCCAGAUUAGCCCUGGUAAUGAAGAGUGGAAAGUUCACUAUUGGAUACAGAAGCACACUGAAGUCUAUCAGACAAGGCAAAUCUAAACUUAUUAUCAUCGCAAAUAAUACUCCAGCUUUGAGGAAAAGUGAAAUCGAGUACUACUGUAUGUUAGCCAAGGUGGGAGUCCAUCAUUACAGUGGCAGUAACAUUGAUCUCGGUACAGCUUGUGGUAAAUACUUCAGAGUAGGCUGUCUUUGUAUCACAGACCCUGGCGACUCAGACAUCAUCCGAUCCAUGCCUGCUGAAUAGAUCUGUUUAGGAAUUUGAUUUUUAUCCUAUUUAA